Molecule: messenger RNA, 6510 nt
Organism: Melanotaenia boesemani (Boeseman's rainbowfish)
Lineage: Eukaryota; Metazoa; Chordata; Actinopteri; Atheriniformes; Melanotaeniidae
Gene: ptprz1a
Product: protein tyrosine phosphatase receptor type Z1a
Exons: 30
Coding region: 180-5780 (1866 amino acids)
Biological process (GO): peptidyl-tyrosine dephosphorylation
Molecular function (GO): protein binding; protein tyrosine phosphatase activity
Source: RefSeq, a predicted model, not a curated record
GGAGGAAAGCGGACGGAGUGGAGCGGCACGCCGGGACCCGGGAAUUCCAGGCUCCCCAUACCAACACGGACAGCCAGACCCCAUCUAGCAGGAGAGCAGCUCGGCAGCAUGGAGCUGUGAGGACUGCUGGUCGACGGGAUUUGUUUAUUCACCACAUCUGCGACUUUUCCCCUCUUAAUAUGGAGACUACACGCUGUUGGCUACUACUGACUGGACACUGCAUCCUCAUAUGCCAACUAGUUGAAGGAUAUGCAUACAGGAAUCAACGCAAGUUCUCUCAAGACAUCGACUGGUCGUACACAGGAACACUAAACCAGAACAACUGGGACAAGAAGUUUCCAUCCUGCAGCAAUGCCAAGCAGUCUCCUAUCAACAUCGAGGAGAACCUCGCCCAGGUCAAGCGGCAGUAUGAGAAACUGAGGUUUGAUGGCUGGGAGAGUCUAACGACGGACAGGACCACCAUCAAGAAUGAUGGCAAGACGGUGGCGAUUAAUGUGGAUGGAAACUUCAGUGUCAGUGGAGGCGGUCUAAAGUCAAAGUUCAAGGUGGGGCGCAUCACCUUCCACUGGGGGAGCUGCAAUGCCUCUUCAGUGGGCUCAGAACACAGCCUGGAUGGAGUCAAAUACCCUCUAGAGAUGCAGAUCUACUGUUAUGAGCCACAUCAGUUUGACUCUGUGGAUGAAGCCAUCAAGGCCAGGGGCAGAAUCACAGCGCUUGCUGUGCUGUUUGAGACGAGCACUGAAGACAACCUCAACUACGCUGCCAUCAUGGAUGGCAUAAAGACUGUGAGCAGAUAUGGUAAGAGUGCUGAGAUCGCACCCUUCACUCUGCAGGGUCUCCUGCCCAACUUCACUGAUAAAUACUUCAUCUACAACGGCUCCCUGACUACACCACCCUGCAGCGAGCCUGUGGAGUGGAUUGUCUUCAAGAACACGGUGGUCAUAUCUGAUGAGCAGCUGGAGAUGUUCUGUGAUGUGAUGACGAUGCAGCAGGCUGGGUACGUGAUGCUGAUGGACUACCUACAGAACAACUACAGGGAGCAGCAGGAGCAGUUCGUGGGUCAGGUGUUCUCCUCCUACACUGGCAUCGAGGAGCUCUUAACACCAGUCUGCAGUUCAGAGCCAGAGAACAUCCAGGCGGCGCCCUACAACCUCAGCAGCUUGCUGGUGACGUGGGAGCGUCCUCGGGCAGUUUACGAUGCCAGCAUUGAGAAGUACUCAGUCACCUACCACCUGGUCAAUGCAGAGGAAUCUCUCCUGUCUGAAUACCUGACUGACGGAGAUCAGGAUGUGGGAGCAAUUCUUGAUAACCUGUUGGCGAACAGCAGCUAUGAGGUCCAGGUGGUGGCUGUCUGCACCAACGGCCUGUACGGACGUGUGAGCGACUCAAUAAUCGCCGUCAUGCCCAUCGACAACCCUGAAAAUGCAUUGGAUCCAGAUUCAAAUGAAUUUUAUGAGGACAACUAUGAACCUGAUCCGUUUUGGAAUGAAGUGAACCAAAACAAGAAAACUGAUUUAAGUUGGAGUGCCUCUAACUCACCGAGGACAACAACUUCUCCACCGCCUCUUUUACCCUUACCUGAUGUCAGAGCUGUGACAACAGAGUUGGCUCAAAAGAAAACCACCACUGAGCCGACUCCUCUCAGAUCCACCCAACCAGGUCAAACAUCAGGCCAUUCUCAAAGAAUGCACUCGCAGCCACAAGAGGUUGCUAAACCACCAGAAACCAGAGGAAGGGCUGUCCACAACAGCAACACUCUCUUUUAUGUCUCUACCACCACCAAAGGACCAUCAACAGCUACCUACACGAUUCCUUUACAUGCCAAAAUAAGUCCAGGAGGUGCUUCAGAAAAAGCAGAAGAUGGUGUACGCACCAUAUCUCCAAGAGUCUCUAGCACAAAGACAGAAGAUGUGAAGAGUGUUUCUAAAUAUGUUCCCACCACGACCACAGUGGCAUCUCAGAGUGAAGACAGGAGAAGCACAUUAUCAACAUCAUCAUCCUUCCAGCCAGAGACCAAAUAUGGUUUGGUAGGAUCUGUAAGCGAAGACAUCACUACUUCACCUUCAAGUGAAAGCAUCCCAAAGAGUCCAACAAGUCCCAGCAUGGCUCAUUUCUCAUCUACAACAAUCUCUGUUCUGUUGAGUGGUGUUCUCUUGCAGGCGACGAAGUCGAUGUCCAACGGUGAGCUCAUCUCUUUCUCCACCUCCUCUUCCUCCUCCCCUCUGUGUGACACCUUGGACCCGAACGCCACCCCUCCCACCUGCUUGCAUGACCCUCUCUCCUCGUGGCCUGUGUUGUCUGCCUCUGCAGUGACCUUCAAGCAUGAUGCUACUGCAGCGUUGUCUAGCAACGACCUGGCUUCUCCUCCAGCUGCCACACUCUCUGCCUCCACCCUGCCUCACCUCCCACACCCUUCUCACCCCCUGUCUGGUUUGGAGGCUAACUCUGUCUAUCCUGGUGUGGGUUUUGAUGAUAGUGGUAGUAAUGGCGAUAUGCUGUCUCAGUCUUCAGUUGAUCCCUCAGCAUUUAGUGAUACUCCUCCACUUCAAAUAGGGGUGGGUCCGUCUGGCACCACUGUUGCGACCAAACUGUCUGAACCUUCCUGGGAUCUGUCCCUGUCAGAUAUCUCUCUUUCCCUCAGCCCUACACUACAGCCUUCAGUUCUUCUCUCUAGUGACUUUGCUCUUUCUGGUUCCACUCCGGGCUUAUCCAGACUUGUAUCAGCUGGUUUUGAGGACUCGAGAUAUGCUACGGGGGGAACAAUAACAUCUUUUCUCCCUGAGAUCCGUGGUGAUGGGUUUCCUUUAGCUAGCGAUGGGGACAUAAUGUGUGGCUGUUCUCUGGAGCCUUCAGCAUCUUCAUCCUGGCUGCAUGCCUCUCCUCAUGUACCAAUACCGUCACCAGCCUGGGACUUUUCUAGCCUAGAACUUUGCUCUGGGGUGGACCAUAUUUCGGCCUCUGUUGAUAUAGACAUCCUCCCACACUCUCUACCGGUUGUGGGCUCUGAUGGUCUGUCUUUAGACCAGAUGUUGAUCUCCCAUAGUGUUGUUUCUCCAUCAUUGUCCCAGUUUCUCCAGUCUACCCAUAGUGACCUGCAUGUUUCUGUUGCAGCCACAGUGUCUGCCAGUAUGGAUUCUUGGUUGCCAUCUUCAGAGAAGAUGUCUCCCCACCCUUCCUCACCCACAGUCUCCUCCUCCUUACCCCCAACCCCAAAAGGACAUGUGUUAGAUACUAGCAGCAGUGCGUCUGGCUCGGCCAUCUUCCCUGACUCUCAGGAAGGCAUAGAUCAAGAGUGGGACAGGGCUCAAACCUCGGCUUCUGGGGAGAACGUCCUCUCUCAUUCAGCCAAAGUCGUUAAAACUCCCCCUCCGUCUCCGUUCCCGUUUGUGGAAUCUGGCCAGAGCCCAGAUGAACUGGAAGAACACCCUUCUGCUUUCUAUUUUGAAAGUGGGAGUGGCAUUUCCAUAACUGCAGAGGUAGGAAGCACAGCAGCACCAACGUUAUCCUCGGCAACCUCCGCUUCACCCUCGCUGAUGGGCGUUACAGAGGAGAGCGGCUCAGGGCAGGGCGAGAGCCUCUACGACAGUGAGACGUCGUCCGACUUCAGUAUCUCAGAGCGUACAGAAAAAGGUUCGGAGAAGGAAGAGCCAGUCGCAGAUGCAAGUAACAGCAGCCAUGAGUCGAGGAUCGGCUCCAUCAGGGAGAGAGAGAAGGCGGUGGUUCCUCUGGCUAUCAUCUCCACCCUCACCGUCCUGAGCCUGAUCAUCCUCAUUGGUAUUCUCAUCUACUGGAGGGUGUGUUUUCAGACGGCCCACUUUUACAUUGAUGACAUCUCGUCGCCCAGAGUCAUUGCUGCCCAGUCCACUGCUGCGUCAACAUGUGAUGAUGAACAAACAACUUUUCCAGCAAAGGACUUUGUCCAACAUGUGGCUGAGCUGCACAGCAUCCAGGGCUUCCAACAAGAGUUUGAGAUACUGAAGGAGAGUUAUGAGGAGGUGCAGACGUGCACGGUGAACUUGGGGAUGACCACUGACUGCUCCAACCAUCCUGACAAUAAGACUAAAAACAGAUACAGCAACAUCUUGGCCUGUGCGUACACAUCAAUACACACCAGAAUAUAUGACCACUCUCGGGUGCAGCUUUCACCGCAGGCUGCCAGAGAAGGGAUGACGGAUUACAUUAACGCCAACUUCGUGGAUGGUUUUAAGAGUCCACGUUGGUACAUCGCUGCUCAGGGUCCUCUGAAGACCAGCAUAGAGGACUUCUGGAGAAUGAUCUGGGAGCAGAAUGUCAGCAUCAUCGUCAUGAUCACCAACCUCGUAGAGAAAGGACGAAGAAAGUGUGAUCAGUACUGGCCAGUGGAGGUCCAGGAGGAGUAUGGCAGCUUCCUGGUGACGGUGAAGAGCACCAAAGUCCUCGCCUACUACACCCAGAGGACCUUUACCGUUCAGAACAUCCACAAUAAAAAGGGCUCCCAGAAGAAACAGGGUAAGGACCGGACGGUGACGCAGUACCACUACACCCAGUGGCCGGACAUGGGCGUCCCGGAGUUUCCUCUGCCACUGCUCAGCUUCGUCUAUAAAUCAUCCAGAGGCAAGACAGAUGACAUGGGGCCAGUGGUGGUACACUGCAGUGCUGGUGUUGGCCGAACAGGCACAUACAUCGUCCUGGACAGCAUGCUGAAGCAGAUAAAGGAGGAAGGCGCUGUCAACAUCCUCGGCUUCCUUAAACGCAUUCGUACACAGAGAAAUUAUGUGGUUCAGACUGAGGAACAAUAUGUUUUCAUACACGAUGCGUUGGUAGAAGCCAUCUUGUCUGGAGAGACGGAGGUUAUGGCGGCUCAGCUGCACAAAUAUGUGAAUGAGCUGCUGACCACGGGUCCUGCUGGGAGGACGCAACUGUGCACACAGUUCAAGAUGGUGUGCCAUUCAGGGGUGAAGCAAAGUGACUUCUCUGCUGCUCUCCAGGACUGCAACCGCAGCAAGAACAGAAACUGCUCUAUGAUUCCUGCAAACAAGUCGCGAGUACGUCUUUCUGUCACAGCAGGAGAAACGUCAGACUACAUCAAUGCCUCAUACAUUUCUGGUUACAGACGGAGCACUGAGUUUAUCAUUACUCAGAAUCCUUUGCCUGGUACCAUAAAGGACUUCUGGAGGAUGAUAUGGGACCAUAAUGCUCAGCUCAUAGUGUCACUGCCUGGGAUGAAUGGAGAAACAGAGCCGUGCAUCUUCUGGCCACGGAAAGGUCAAACAAUCAACUAUGGGAUGUUCACCAUCACUGAGAGGAGCGAGACUAACAUUUGUCUGUCCAAUGAGGACAUGCUGGUAGUCCAGGACUACGUACUGGAAGCCACACAAGAUGAUUACGUUUUAGAGGUGAGACAUUACCGCGCCCCCUGCUGGCCAAACCCAGACAGUCCCAUCAGCCAGACCUUUGAGCUGCUUAGCCUGGUGAAGAAAGAGCGCAUUGGCAAGGAUGGCUCGAUUGUCAUCCAUGAUGAUGUUGGGGGAGUCACAGCAGGAACUUUUUGUGCUCUGCUGUCGCUGACACACCAGCUGGAGGCUGAAGGGUCAGUUGACGUUUUCCAAGUGGCCAAGCUGAUAAAUCUAAUGAGGCCAGGAGUCUUCAAUGAUAUCGAGCACUACCAAUUCCUGUACAAAGCCAUGCUGAGUCUCAUCGGGACACAGGAAGACGAGGAAACGCUGCAGUCGUCUGACAACAACGGGACCAUCAUGGUGGGAGCCACCAGCACCACAGAGAGCCUGGAAUCUCUGGUGUAACUGGCCAGGGGAACAGAAGGAACUGAGUUUGAAAACAGCAUUUUCUCCUCUUCAGCCACCAACACAACUUCUGAUGCUGCAGCGACUCGCUUCAGAACUCUUGCUGUUUGUUUUCAAAGAGUUUCUUCUUCGUUGGUAUUUGUAUAAUGUGUGCCUUUUUACAUUCUUCAUCCUAAACAUUUAACUUUGAUACAAACUGUAGAUUAACUGUCCAACUGUUUGAUAUUGUACCUUCCUCAGAUGUUUCACGUUACUAACUCUUUUUAAACUUUUGUAUUUAUUGGCACCAAAUGGGGACAAAAAGGGAAAAGUUUCAUCUUAAAUUAAACUUUGUUAGCUCGUUUUUUGUAGCGCUUUUGCACUGAACUCUGUAUAUAUCUUGGCAACAGUAGCAGCAGUCUUCUAACAAAUUCAAAUAUUAAAUAAGGGCCUGGAAAAAUAAUAAUAAAAUAAUAAUAUUCUAAUGUAAAUAAUAUUAUGGUAAUCACCUUGAUGGACCAAAUUUCUAUUUAUACUUUUAGAUUUUUAUUUUAGUAUUUUUAGUGCAUAUAAAUGGUUUCAUUCUCAUUGCUUAGCUGGAGAAUAUUAAUGUUUUUAUACUUUUUGUAACAAACUAACUGUGAUGCAUGAGAUAGUCACAUUUGUGUCUUUUUAGCUGGAUGUGGAAAACGGCUGGAUUAUUGGUAGGGGAUUAAAAUUAGUAAAAAAAAACAAAAAAAAAAAAAAAAAA